GGUUGAACGGCCUGACCCCUGUCUCGUCGUCACUCUGUCAAAUUCCUAUUCCCUCCCAAAAGUUGAAUUGAAGAAACGAGGAACCCUAAACACCGAAUUGAUUCCUCUCCAUCUACCUCUGCUUGCCAUUUGGGGUGAAAGCAGAAAUUCCCACUUUCUCUCCGGCGGUGACUGGUCGGAGAGUUGAGGGAUUGGGUGCAGGCCAGUAACCCAACAAUUCCAAGUCCUCGACUUCACAGUCUCUUUCGCGGGAAACAGUUUCCGAGUGCAGUUUGAGAGAUUGAAUUCAUUUCCACCCUCCGGAUUUUUGGAGAUAUAGGCCUUGCCCGUGGCGAUGAUCGAGCUAGGAGAAGAUGGGCAAAACAGUGAGCAACUUAUUGAGGAUCAUGGAAAUGGACUCCACUUUGACGACAACGAUCUUGAAAUUGAGACUGAUGACCUUGAAAUCGAUGACACCAACCUUGAUAUAGAUUCCCAUGCCCUUGGUAUUGAGGAGAGUGCUCUUCAGCUAGAGGGCAAUGAUCUCGAGAUAGAAGAGACGAACUUUGAGCUAGAAGAGAACAAUCUUGAGAUAGAAGACAAUGACCUUGAGAACGAUUGUGAGCAAAUGCUUGAAUUUGAAGAACAUGGUCAUACCAGCAAUGAUAUGGCAGCCCCUGAUGCUGAAAAUGGUGAACCUCAGGUAAAUGUCUAUCCCGCACCUGUUGUGGGGAUGGAGUUUGAAUCAUACGACGAUGCAUACAGCUAUUACAGUUGCUAUGCCAAGGAUUUGGGUUUUGCAAUUCGGGUUAAAUCCUCGUGGACAAAACGUAACAGCAAAGAGAAGCGUGGUGCAGUGCUAUGUUGCAAUUGUGAGGGUUUUAAGACGAUGAAAGAAGCAAACAGUCGACGAAGGGAAACGAGAACCGGUUGUCUGGCAAUGAUAAGGCUGAGGUUAGUAGAAUCCAAUAGGUGGAGGGUGGAUGAGGUUAAACUUGACCACAACCACUCAUUUGACCCCGACAGAGUGCAGAAUUCCAAGUCCCACAAGAAAAUGGAUUCAGGAACUAAAAGGAAGAUGGAACCAACUGUCGACGUUGAAGUGAGAACAAUCAAGCUCUAUCGAACACCUACGACUGACCCAUUAGGCUAUGGAAGCUCCAAUUCUAAUGAAGGGGAAGGUAGCCACCAAACAGAUAGAUCCAAGCGCUUGAAACUUCAAAAAGGGGAUACACAGGUUUUGUAUAGCUACUUCUCUCAAGCUCAGCUGAAAGAUCCGGACUUUUUCUACCUGAUGGAUCUCAAUGAUGAAGGGUUUCUUAGGAAUGUUUUUUGGAUCGGAUCUAGGUCCAGGGCUGCAUAUGGUUACUUUGGGGAUGUGGUAAUAUUCGAGUCCUUGUGUUUGUCAAAGAAAUAUGAAGUUCCACUCUUUUCAUUUGGAGGGAUAAAUCACCAUGGACAGCGUAUUCUACUUGGUUGUGGUUUGCUUCUGGAUGAGUCAUUUGAAACAUAUAUCUGGCUGUUCAGGGCAUGGCUUACAUGCAUGUUAGGUCGUCCUCCACAAACCAUCAUUACUGACCACCAUUGUCAGACUAUGCAAAGUGCAAUUGCAGAGGUUUUUCCUAGGGCUCAUCAUCGACUUUAUUUGCCACAUGUUGUGCAAAGUAUAAUGGAAAGUUUUGGAUAUCUGCAGGACUAUGGAACAUUUGAAAUUAUCAUGAAUGCAACUAUCUAUGAUUCAUUAAAAGUAGAUGAAUUUGAGACGGCGUGGGACCAUAUGCUGCAGCACUUUGGUCUUGCAGGUAAUGAUUGGCUGAGAACUCUUUAUGAAGACAAGGAGCGGUGGGCUCCUGUUUACUCCAAAGAUACGUAUUUCGCUGGAAUUUCGGUUUUCCAGAAGGGAGAAUCUAUGGUUCCAUUUUUCGAAGGGAAUUUGCACCAACAGACUUCUUUGAAAGAGUUUUUGGACAUUUAUGAAUUAGCUCUCCAAAAGAUACAUCAGAAGGAAUCCCUUGAUGAUUCUGAAUCGAGAAAUUCAACCCCGCCAUUGAGAACAAAUAGCUAUUAUGAGUUACAGGUGUCGAAAGUUUACACCAAGAAGAUAUUCGAGAAAUUCCAGGAUGAAGUCGUGCUGAUGCCGUCUUGCUUCAGCAUAUCACAAGUCAAUGCCGGUGGUCCUGUGGUUACAUACACGGUGAAAGAACAUCGAGGGGAGGAAAAUCUCGAGGAUCCUAGGAACUAUGAGGUCAUGUAUGACAAAGCAGGAGCUGAAGUUCGCUGCAGCUGUGGCUGCUUCAGCUUCAAGGGUUACCUAUGUCGGCAUGCUUUGUAUAUUCUAAAAUACAAUGGCGUGGAAGAGAUUCCUUCCCACUAUAUUUUAGGUCGAUGGAGGAAGGAUUUGAAGCGAAUCUAUGUUCCGGAACUUGGGUCCAACAAUGUGGAUGCAUCUAACCCAGUUCAGUGGUUCGAUCAUUUGUACAGACGAGCCAUGCAGGUAGUCGAGGAAGGAAUGGUAUCUCAAGACCACUAUAUGGUUGCUUGGCAAGCAUUUAAAGAGUCAUUGAAAAAGGUCUGUCUAGUAGCAGAGAAACAUGUAUGAUAGACUUUUGUAAUGACGAUGGCAUGUUGUGCAUAUAAUUCUUUGUAGAUGGGAAUAGAAUUUCUUUCAUGGAUCCUAAUUCAACAGGUUCUUCUUUUGUGAGUUUGAUUUUUUACUAAAUGUGUCAUCACUGCAAGAAUAAAUGGGUAGCUUAGCAAUG
Messenger RNA from Linum tenue, 2738 nucleotides. The record is from the annotation of a GenBank genome assembly. NCBI's taxonomy places the organism in Eukaryota, Viridiplantae, Streptophyta, Magnoliopsida, Malpighiales, Linaceae.